CACAUUCCCCAUCGUUCCACAUAAAAAAAAUUCAGAUAUUUAACAAUUCAAAAGAAAAAACUUAGUUUCUCUGUAACAAUGUAUGGAGAGGGCGAGAUGAUGGCGGCAACAGAAACCGAGUACGCUUUGCUGGAGUCGAUACGACGUCACUUGCUAGGUGGAGAGACGGAGUUACAAUACAGUGAGUCAACACCGAGCUCGUGUCUCACAGAGAGUACUUGGGGAGACUUGCCGUUGAAAGAGAAUGACUCCGAGGAUAUGCUAGUGUACGGAGUCCUCAACGGAGCAGCCUGUGAAACGUCAUCUCCCUCAUCGGACUUGAGCUGCCUCAGCGACUUUUUAGAUUUAGAACCCUCGUCGAAGCCCUCGGCGGUUAAAACGGAGCCGUCGGAGAAUAUCGCGGCGGUGGUGCCGCCGGAGAAGGGGAAGAAGCAUUACAGAGGAGUGAGGCAGAGGCCGUGGGGGAAGUUCGCGGCGGAGAUUCGAGAUCCGGCGAAGUUCGGAGCGAGGGUUUGGUUGGGGACGUUCGAGAAGGAGGAGGAUGCAGCUUUGGCUUACGACAGAGCUGCUUUUAGGAUGCGUGGUUCCCGCGCUCUGUUGAACUUUCCGUGGAGGGUUAAUUCGGGCGAGCCCGACCCGGUUCGGAUCCCGUCGAAGAGAUCUUAUGCUUCUUCUUCGUCUGAUAAUGGGGCGCAGAAACGGAGGAGAAAUGGAGAGGACGUGGCGUCGGAGUUGCAGGUGAAGUGCGAGGUUGCAUUAUAAGAGCUGCUUUAUGUGUGUUCUUUUCUUUUUUGGUCAACAGCUUCCUGUAAUAGAAAGUUUUGCUAUAUAGUAAAGUGUUAUAUGUAAAUUACUGUUUCAAAACGCACGGUGAUUUAUUCCAAAUUGUAUGA
Raphanus sativus (radish) is the source of this 893-nucleotide messenger RNA. Its product is annotated as ethylene-responsive transcription factor 2. The transcript has a single exon. Gene Ontology annotation, molecular function: DNA-binding transcription factor activity; DNA binding. Lineage: Eukaryota; Viridiplantae; Streptophyta; Magnoliopsida; Brassicales; Brassicaceae. Bases 79 to 762 code for a protein of 227 amino acids. Gene Ontology annotation, biological process: ethylene-activated signaling pathway; regulation of DNA-templated transcription. The record is from RefSeq and is a predicted model, not a curated record.